AUGGCUGCCCUUCGCACGACCUCGCGCCUGUUCGCUUCCUCGAAGCCGCUGUUCCGCCCAGCCGCCUUCACUCGCUCCUAUGCGACCGUUGACGCCCUUUCCCAGGACCCCAACCCCUCGGAGCAGCCCCGGGUCAAGACUUUCCAUGUCUACCGCUGGAACCCCGAUCAGCCCACCGAGAAGCCCAAGAUGCAGUCUUACUCCCUGGAUCUGAACAAGACCGGUCCCAUGAUGCUGGACGCCCUGAUCCGCAUCAAGAACGAGAUGGACCCCACCCUGACUUUCCGGAGAAGUUGCAGAGAGGGUAUCUGUGGAAGUUGCGCGAUGAACAUUGACGGUGUCAACACCCUGGCUUGCCUGUGCCGUAUCCCCACCGAUACCGCCAAGGAGUCUCGCAUCUACCCUCUGCCUCACACCUACGUCGUCAAGGACUUGGUCCCCGAUUUGACCUACUUCUACAAGCAGUACAAGUCGAUCAAGCCUUACCUGCAGCGCGACACCCCGACCGCGGAUGGUCUCGAGAACCGCCAGAGCCCCGAGGAGCGUAAGAAGCUGGACGGUCUGUACGAGUGCAUUCUGUGCGCUUGCUGCUCUACCUCCUGCCCCUCGUACUGGUGGAACAGCGAGGAGUACCUUGGACCCGCCAUCCUCCUCCAGUCCUACCGUUGGUUGGCCGAUUCCCGUGACGAGAAGACCGCCGAGCGUAAGGCCGCUCUCGACAACAGCAUGAGCGUGUACCGUUGCCACACCAUUCUCAACUGCUCGCGGACUUGCCCCAAGGGCCUGAACCCCGCACGGGCCAUUGCGGAGAUCAAGAAGAUGAUGACUGCUCAUUAG
This is a messenger RNA of Aspergillus luchuensis, 837 nucleotides long. It is a transcript of the gene sdh2, whose product is annotated as succinate dehydrogenase iron-sulfur protein subunit SDH2. Gene Ontology annotation, molecular function: 2 iron, 2 sulfur cluster binding; electron transfer activity. Bases 1 to 837 code for a protein of 278 amino acids. The transcript has 4 exons. Lineage: Eukaryota; Fungi; Ascomycota; Eurotiomycetes; Eurotiales; Aspergillaceae. The record is from RefSeq and is a predicted model, not a curated record. Gene Ontology annotation, cellular component: mitochondrial membrane. Gene Ontology annotation, biological process: tricarboxylic acid cycle; respiratory electron transport chain; aerobic respiration.